AUAAUACGCAUGCGCAGUCGCUUCCCUUCAUGUCCCAAUAACAAUCAUUGAAAACGAGUGGCAAAACCCCAAGACGAUUGCAAAUUCAUCGUCUUUAGAUCUUUAAUUGUCAACAAACGGAGUCCAGCAUGACAGAAUUACGACAGCGAGGAGCGACGGAAAAAGAGCUGCAGCAUCAGAGCUCCGAAGAUAAGGGUUCUGAGACGGAGGGCAGGUCUGAGAGAGAGGGAGCCUCAGACAAUGAGGCUAAAUCAGAUUCUGGGAUUCCCGAGGUUCCCGUUUCUGCCGAUGACACACCAGAGGUUCUCAACAAAGCCCUCUCGGGUCUGUCUUCCCGAUGGAAGAACUGGUGGGUGAGGGGUAUCCUCACUCUGGCCAUGAUCUCCUUCUUCUUCUUUAUUAUUUAUCUGGGUCCGAUGGUGCUGAUGAUGAUUGUGCUGUGCGUUCAGAUCAAGUGCUUCCAUGAGAUUAUCACAAUUGGUUACAGUGUCUAUCACUCAUAUGACCUGCCGUGGUUCAGAACUCUAAGCUGGUACUUCCUGCUGUGUGUGAAUUACUUCUUCUAUGGUGAAACGGUGACGGAUUACUUCUUCGCCCUGGUGCAGAGGGAGGAUUCUCUACGUAUCCUCAGCAAAUACCAUCGCUUCAUUUCCUUUGCCCUGUACCUCACAGGGUUCUGCAUGUUUGUUUUAAGCCUAGUGAAGAAACACUAUCGCCUACAAUUCUACAUGUUUGGUUGGACUCAUGUGACCCUGCUCAUUGUGGUGACUCAGUCCCAUUUAAUCAUUCAUAACCUGUUUGAGGGGAUGAUCUGGUUUAUUGUGCCCAUCUCCUGCGUUAUCUGUAAUGACAUCAUGGCUUACAUGUUUGGCUUCUUUUUCGGCCGCACCCCUCUCAUCAAGUUGUCUCCUAAGAAGACGUGGGAGGGCUUUAUCGGUGGCUUCUUCGCAACUGUUGUGUUUGGGAUUUUGCUGUCCUACGUGAUGGCAGGUUACCGUUGUUUUGUGUGUCCAGUGGAGUUUAACAAUGACUCAAACCGUUUCACCGUGGACUGUGAACCAUCUGAGCUCUUCCAGCUUCAGGACUACAGCCUGCCGUCUGUGCUGCAUUCUGUCACCGGCUGGACCACAGUGAAGUUGUACCCGUUCCAGAUCCACAGCAUCGCUCUGUCAGCUUUUGCUUCAAUCAUGGGACCCUUUGGAGGCUUCUUUGCCAGCGGCUUCAAAAGAGCCUUCAAGAUCAAGGACUUUGCUAACACCAUUCCAGGUCAUGGAGGAAUCAUGGACCGUUUUGACUGUCAGUACCUCAUGGCCACAUUCGUAAAUGUUUACAUAGCCAGCUUCAUCAGAGGGCCGAACCCCACUAAAGUUAUCCAACAGCUACUUGCCCUGAGACCAGACCAACAGCUUCACAUCUUCAACUCACUCAAGGCUCAUCUGACAGAGAAAGGCCUGCUCCCUGCCCUGGAGGCGGCCGCCUAACCUGACGGUCCGAUCCUGGGAAAUCCCACCAGAGUGGGCGGAUGACAGAGAACGGAGAAGGUCCUUUAAGAAGAUCCAGGCAUGUAUGAAAGUGUGAGGAACAGGGGAAGGGAAACAAUGGAAAACUGAACUACAACCUUGGGUCAUUCCAUUUUCAAUGUGUUUGAGAGAGAGUGUGUAUGUGCGUGUGUACAGAUCAGUGUUUUGGCUUGUGUUGUUUUAUUUUAUUUUUUUGUGUGAAUUUUUAUGUUGAUCUCUUAUGCCACAAGAAGAUUAUUAUAUAUAGAGAGAUCAUCUAGGUUACAGUUCUUUGUGAAAUGAGCUGUACGUUUCCACUUGUGUACAAAUGUUCUGUACCUAUAGUGUCAGAAUAUUUUAUGGUGUUUAUGGUUUGUUUUAUUUUGUUUUAAUGCACUGCUCAUCACACUGUAAUUCCAAACCCAGACUAGCUCUUGUUUUGUUCCUCUUUUUGCUUGCUAAUGUUUUCAUAUCUGUUACAGUGGUCAUAUUUUCACCGUGGAGUGCAUAUUUAGUGUGUUAUUUUAAAUGUUAAAAGCUAUUUUUAUUUAGAUGAAUUUGUUCACUCAUAUAAAGUAUUCACUUCAAUUCAGUCGGUGAAUAUAUGUGAAGUUCAGCCUCAUGGGACGGUCAGGUGAGGAGAAGGUGGUUUUCUGAAUUUGAGUGUCAUUCAAGUGAGCCCAAGUAUUGUACACCGAAUCUUGUCUCUUAAGAGACACAAAACUAGUCUCACAUCAAACAAAAAUGAAUCAUAAUUGUUACUCGGCUCUAUAGACAGAUUAGAGAUAAAAAGUAUAUAUUAACAUUAAAAGUAUAAAAGUUAAUAAUUAAUGUGGUUGAGGAUCGAACACCUUUUAUCAUUUAUGGUUUUAUUUGAAUGUUCUCUUUAGAACAGAUACAAGCUGAUUCUUGUGAAGCUUAAAAAUGUUUUUUUGUAUUUGAACUGGGCAGGGCCUUCUCACGCCAAGGAUCGCUUGGAUUGGAUACAUUUUAAAUGAUCCCAGUUGCUCCAUUGUACCAUCUUCUUCACAGUAAUGACCAAAUCUUCCAUUCUUCCGUGUUUUGUUUUUACCACCACUUACAUCCCGCUUAAUCCAAAAAUAAGGACAGAACUAAAGAUAUUUUUGCUGAAGAAAGGGAAUUUUACAUGAAGGGGCGUCUUAAGAAGAACUUGGCCUGUAUGAGGGUCUAAUGGGCUAGUCCUCAGGUUAGUCUGCACAUUCACCAAUAAAAAAUCCCUGAGCAUGUGUGCAGUCUUAAUAACUGUACCUUCAAAACGAUUUUUUCCAAGCCCAAACACUUAAGGAAAACUAGGCAGCUUAUUUUCUGAGUUUUGUGAGUUCCUGCUAUAAAAACACAUUUAAACUUUAAAUAUGAACUGUUGACCAUUAGACUAAUGGGCAAGCCAUACCUUAACCCUCCCUCUUUUUAAAGUUUUCAUUUCAGAUACGUUUCUUUGCUAUUUUUAAUCAUUCUUUUUUUGUUGUACUGUGUAAGUUCCACAUUCUGGUUUUAAAGAGAAUGUAUUACUUGCAUUAUAUAGGUAACGAUUAUAGUACACACUGUAUAUGUUUGAAGUAGAGAUUCUAUUAUUACUGUGUAUUGGACGCUCUUAAAAGCCAUUCUGUGCUCUUUGUGUAUGCGUACAAAGACCAGUCAACAGAGCAAUUUAAAUGUUUUAUAGUCAACAGAGAGAAAGUCUGUUAUGGGUGUCAAGAGAGUGGGCUGAAAGCUUCCAGGGGCUUAAUAUAAAUGGGAAUUGAUUAAAAGCCAAAUUUCGUACUUAAAUAGUAUUUGUAUCUGUCUUGUAAGCCAAUCAGAUGCUCGGACAUUUGCGUGUGUGUCAUGUGCUACCACUAGAGGGAGCCUGAGCAUCACGUUUUUUUACUAGUUAAAGGGACUGUUCACCCAUAAAUUUAUAUUCUAUCAUUAUUUACUUACCUUCUUGUCAUUUCAAACCUCUAUGACUUUCUUUCUUUUGCACAACACAAAAGAAGAUAUUUUGAAAAAAUUUCCGUAACCGAACAAAGGCACUACCCAUUCACUUGCAUUGGUUUCGUGUCCAUACAAAAUAUCUACGUUUGUGUUCUGCACAAAAAAGAAAGUCAUGCAGGUUUGAAAUGCACGAGGGUAAGUAAAUGAUGACAGUAUUUUCAUUUUUGGGUGAACUAUCGCUUUAAAGAAGUUUUAUGUCUUUGCUUUGCUUUGUGGUGUUCUAUUCUCUUCUGUUAUGUUCUGUAUUGUAUGUUUGUUUUUUCCUCUCGUUUUGUUUAAGCAUUACUGCCAUGAUGAUUUUAUCAAUUUUUUCAAGUGAUGCUCAUGUAGCGGUGCUUCUACAAGUGGCAGAUAACAUCUGUAAAUGUGGAGUGGUGCAUUUCUUAAUAUUUAUUCAAACAUGUUCAAGAAACAACUACAAAUUAUUGAAAAGUUUCCCUCUCGAAGUCUUUUUUCUUUGCGGAAACGAAAUCUCUGUUGAACAAAAUGACAACAGCAUUGAGUUGUUAUUUUAUCGAAGUAGUUUGGUCUGUAUUUCCGUUGCAUUUUGUUUUGUAAUUUUUGACAAAGCAGAUAAAUGUGCUUUCCUUGCCGCUUCGUGUACAGUGAUUUGCUCAUCUGUAAAUGGUUAAUAAAGAGAAAAGCUCAA
Molecule: messenger RNA, 4143 nt
Organism: Triplophysa rosa
Lineage: Eukaryota; Metazoa; Chordata; Actinopteri; Cypriniformes; Nemacheilidae
Gene: cds2
Product: CDP-diacylglycerol synthase (phosphatidate cytidylyltransferase) 2
Exons: 13
Coding region: 129-1481 (450 amino acids)
Cellular component (GO): endoplasmic reticulum membrane
Molecular function (GO): phosphatidate cytidylyltransferase activity
Source: RefSeq, a predicted model, not a curated record